Bombyx mandarina (wild silkworm) is the source of this 2175-nucleotide messenger RNA. RefSeq names its product cytochrome P450 9e2-like (gene CYP354A1). NCBI's taxonomy places the organism in Eukaryota, Metazoa, Arthropoda, Insecta, Lepidoptera, Bombycidae. The record is from RefSeq and is a predicted model, not a curated record. Gene Ontology annotation, molecular function: iron ion binding; heme binding; monooxygenase activity.
AUGAAUUUUUCACCUGGUACAGUGCAAAUUUUACAAUUCAUUCAAAAUGAUUGGAAGUUAAUAUUGAUUUUAACUCUUCUAAUAUUUAUUUACUACUACUACACAAAUACAUUUGAUUAUUUUGAAAAAAGAGGUGUUCCGUUUAAGAAACCUGUUAUUUUUCUUGGAAAUCUUGGACCGCGUUUGAAAGCCGCAAAGUCGUUUCACCAAUACCAAUUGGAUAUCUACCAAUAUUUCAAAGGUCAUCCAUACGGCGGUACCUUUGAUGGAAGACGUCCAGUUCUACAUAUUUUAGAUCCUGAGCUUAUUAAAGCUAUAAUGAUCCGGGAUUUUGAUCAUUUUACUGACCGUAACACUUUAAACAGUAUGGAACCACGAUAUCUGAGUCGGUCUUUGCUGAAUUUAAAGGGCUUAGAAUGGAAAGGCGUUCGCAGCACAUUAACACCUGCCUUCAGCUCAUCACGCUUAAAAAAUAUGAUUCCACUCAUACAACAGUGUUCUAAGCAGAUGGUCGAAUUUCUCAAGAAAUUUGAUGGGAAAGAAAUUGAAAUGAAACAAACAAUGGGUCAUUUCACAUUAGAAGUUAUCGGUGCUUGCGCAUUUGGCAUUAAAUGCGACGCUUUGAGUAAUGAGAAUUCACGAUUUGUUAAAGUCGCAGAAAAGUUCGACUACAUGCCCAAAUACAAACGAGUUAUAUUACUCAUGUUAUUAGUAUUUAUGCCUAAAAUGAUCAGAUACCUCCGGCUAUCGUUUCUGAAUAUUGAAUAUACCGGAGAAUUAGUGAGAAUGCUACAAGCAGCCAAAGCUGAAAGACGAUCUUCAGAGUCAAAGAAAGGAGACUUCCUACAGAUUCUUAUUGAUUUCGCUGCAAAAGAAACUGCGCAAAACGAUACGGCUAAACGGGAAAUACUUCUGGACGAUGAUACGAUCGAUGCACAGAGCCUGUUAUUCUUGAUAGCUGGAUACGAGACUUCCAGUACCCUGCUAUCGUUCGCUAUCCACGUACUGGCCACUAAACCUGAUUUGCAAGAGACCCUGCGUGCUCACGUUCAAGAAAUGACAAAGGGAAAAGAAUUGAGCUAUGAAUUGUUGUCGCAAAUGGAUUACCUAGAAGCAUUCCUUCAAGAAACUCUCCGCAUAUAUCCGCCAGUGGCUCGAGUGGAUCGUAUCUGUACGAAGCCCUACAUAAUUCCAGGAACGACAGUACAUGUAGGUGUCGGUGAUGCUGUAGCCAUCCCCGUGUACGGUUUGCACAUGGACGAGGAUAUAUAUCCGGAACCAAGAGAAUUCAAGCCGGAACGAUUCAUGGACGAUCAGAAAAAAGAUAGGCCUUCACAUUUGUACCUGCCUUUUGGUGCAGGACCUAGAAACUGUAUAGGCUUAAGAUUCGCCAUGAUAUCCGCGAAAAUAGCAAUGGUCGCAUUAAUGAAAAAUUUCAAAUUUUCUGUGUGUUCAAAAACAAUGGAUCCCAUUGAUUUCGAUAAGAGAGCUGUUUUGCUGAAAUCAGCCAAAGGAUUGUGGGUUCGUAUUGAAUUAAUUGAUCUUUCCUAAUUACGACACGAAUAGAAUUGUGGUGUAGGUUAAUGAUAGAUAACAAACACGGGGUAAAACAAGGUUUAGAAUAAAAAUACCAGUAUUCCUAUUAAUUACGAGUAUCGUGUAAUAUGUAAUUAUGAUAAUAUAAACUUGCCAUUUUAAUAUGAAUGUAACAAAAGAGAUUGUGAUAAAGAACAAACUAUAUAAGUAAUUUAUUUUCUCACUGUAUUAAUAAUAGGAAAUCUAUAUUUCUUACAGUAUUCCUAUUAAUUACGAUUAUCAUGUAAUAUGUAAUUGUGAUAAUAUAAACUUGCCAUUUUAAUAUGAAUGUAACAAAAGAGAUUGUGAUAAAGAACAAACUAUAUAAGUAAUUUAUUUUCUCACUGUAUUAAUAAUAGGAAAUCUAUAUUUCUUACAAUUUAAGAAUUUUUAUUUUGUAUAAUUAUAGGAUUAGGUAGAGGGAUUUAUUUCAAAUGUUUGAACGGUGAUAUUACAUUGUUUAUUACUUUAUUUUUAUUAUCCUUAACGUUGAAAUUGACUUAAUGGGUUUUUAAUGAAACCGUGACGUUAAGGCAAGUACCAUAUUGUAUUUAGCUAUACGGGUGACGUCAUCACAUUUAUUUCAACUUUAUUUCCUUC